Molecule: messenger RNA, 622 nt
Organism: Antrostomus carolinensis (chuck-will's-widow)
Lineage: Eukaryota; Metazoa; Chordata; Aves; Caprimulgiformes; Caprimulgidae
Product: cyclin-Y-like protein 1-B
Source: RefSeq, a predicted model, not a curated record
GACAGGUCCUCCAGCCCUUUGGUCAUCUUUAACACAUGCAAGGUGCUGGCAGUGAGAGACAGAUCAGGAUCGGUGGAGGCCAAGUCAGAGGACUCAAAUCCCAGUGGUGGCGGCCCCCACCUCCAGCAUGUCAGUGACCGUUUCCUAGGUGAUUUAGCCUUGGAAUCUAAUCCAUCUGAUCAUCUCAGAGCAAAUAUAAUCUUCCUGGGCAAGUCUCAAACAGGUGUGCAAGAGUAGAGAAGGAAUAAUGACAUUAACGAUGUUUAUCCUGGGCAGCUAAUAAAAAUACGUAGUUUGUGCUUAGCAAUGUUUAUAGACAACUGCACGGUCAGUCAACCUCAUCUUAGAAGCACAAUGAAGUGCAAAAUUAAAUAUUCUGCCAUAAAAAGAGAUGGAUUGGAUAUUUUUGAGGAAAACUCUCAUCCUCUCACACAAGAAGUUCCAGAUGACUACUGCAAGCAUGGCCCUGCUCACAGGCACAUCUACUGGUUUGCUGGGAUACUUUUCAAUGCCACACAGCUGACAGCUGAAUGUGAUUUGAUUUAUUUGGAAAGGCUUUUAACCUGUGUAGAGAUUGAUAAACGCCUUAGUAACUGUAAGAGGAUAGUCCUAGUGUCAAUGG